Bicyclus anynana (squinting bush brown) is the source of this 3494-nucleotide messenger RNA. RefSeq lists its product as uncharacterized. The transcript is spliced from 5 exons. Gene Ontology annotation, molecular function: N-acetyltransferase activity. NCBI's taxonomy places the organism in Eukaryota, Metazoa, Arthropoda, Insecta, Lepidoptera, Nymphalidae. The record is from RefSeq and is a predicted model, not a curated record.
UUCAGUGCGCAGGCAUAUCUGGGCGACGCCACACUAGAGCACGAGCCAUGGUGCACUACACGACUAUAACCCCGGAGAUGAGCGACGCGGUGCUUCAGCACCUGCGCGAUAGUUUCUUCGCGGACGAGCCACUCAACAAGGCAGUGCAACUCUGCCAGAGAGGCCAACCGCAUGCCGCUCUCGAGCGUCUGUGUGCCGCCACCAUGGCAGAUGGAUUGUCUAUCGCCGCUCUUGAUAACGACACGGUGUUGGGUGUGGCACUGAAUGGGAUAUUGUGACCCGGGGACAUCGAGCAGUCUAUUGAUAAGAUACAGCACUCAUCCGACGCCAAAUUUAAUAAGAUCUUCACAAUCCUGUACACCGUGAGCCGGGACCUGGAGCUGUUCAGCACGUUCCAGGUGGAGCGCAUCCUGGAGUGCCGCAUCAUCAGCGUGUCGCAGGCGGCGCGCGGGCGCGGGCUGGCGCGCGAGCUCAUGAAGAGGAGCAUCGAGACUGCUAUGGACAAGGGGUUCAAGUUAUUCAAGGUGGACGCAACGGGCGCGUACUCUCAGCGCAUCUGCAGCAGCCUGGGGCUCCGCGUGCUGCAGACGGUGCGCUACUCGGAGUACCGGGACGACAGCGGCGCGCCCGUGUUCAACGUACCGCCGCCACACGACUCGCUCGCCGUCAUGGCGCUCGAGAUACCAUAGACGUGACCCACACGCUCCUAACUGUGCUCCUCUUUCUAACACUAUUUAUCGUUUUUUAUUUUCUCAAAGUGGGGUACGCGAACCCAGCUAGGGGUUCGCCAUUUGACGGCAGGGGGUUCGCGACAAGAUUUACGUAAUGGUGGCUUGAUAACUGAUACCAAGUCAGAAUUAAAGUUGAAAUUGUCCAAAAUUACUCAUAACAUUGAAUCCAUUUGCGAGAAGAAGCAAGCACACCCAUCACAUUAAUAUUACAAAGACAUUUUUAUUGGUAUUUUAUGUGCUACCUUUUAUUCAAAUAAAAACCUUUUUUAAAAAAAAUUUUAAAAGGGGCUCGUGGAGCUGAAAGUUUGAGAAACCCUGGUUUAGCUGAGUUGAGUGAGAAAAUAAAGUUUGGCUUUAUUUUUCAUAGACCAUUUUCAAAACUUUGUUGGUUUCGGUGGACCCCCUGCUACAUUUUCGUGGACCUCCGCAUACAAAUCGUGAACUCUUAUUUUUAUGUCACGUUAACGUGGACUCCCGUCGAGUCUCCCAUAGACACCUGGGGGUCCUGGACCACUUUUGGAAUCAAUGGCACUCUACCCCACGACUUUUCUUUAAUCCGGACCUAUCGCAACAUCCUUUCUUAGCGAACGUCUACUACCUAUAAAUUAUUAUUUACCUACCAAAUUGUAUAUUUUCAAUAUUUCGAAUGAAUGAUCUUUCGCGUUUAUAUAAUUAGAUAUAGAUGUGGGAGGCAAACAUCUCAUUAUGUAGGGAUGUAGCUAAAUGUAUCCGUUUAAUAACAAUCGAUAGAUUAAUUACUGUUCAAAAUCCAAUAAUAAUGGGUCAAUUAGACCUACACGCUGCAAACUGUACCCCACAUUUCAAAAGUACAAUUUCUAUGGGCUAGCAGGGAUAAUAGUGUCUGCUUGGUAAAUAAUUAUUUGCCUACAGUUAAAAAUCCGAAAAGUUCGAUUCAGUUUGACAUAAAUGCUGAAUACUGUGCCCCAUUUUCUAAAACUAAUUUUAAAAUUUGUAAAAUCGAUGUUUUAGUUUUGUGAAAAAAAUAUGUCAAAAAUACAUGUACUAUACGUAAUUAAAAAUUAUACACACUUCAAAAUGUAAUUAUGACCUCAGUACGUACUCGUUUCCUAGUAAAUAUUACGUACUACAGAAUAUUUAAUAGUACCUACAAACUAUUACUUAUAUGCUAUGCUAGUACCUAAUGAGUACUUACCUAUAUACUUUUUCAUGUGAAAAAAAUACAUAGUGCCAAUUUUAUUGAUGAUGAUACAUAGAAUAUUAAACUUUAGCAUCUACGGUUAAGGGGUCGGAAUUAAAUCAAAAAGGUUUUCCCCGAUGGACUUUUGUCGUAAUAAUACUUUCGAAUAAAGAUCAAGGUUUGUUUUUCGAUUUCUUUAAUAGAUGUCACUCGCACAUUGUCAAGUGUGUCAAAUUGUUGGUGUCAAAUAUCACGUAGAACGAUUUAGAAAAUUUACAAUUCUAUGCAGUACUUAGGUAUUAUGACGUCAUUUCUAUGACGUCAUAGAAACGACGUAGGUAAUUGUAGAUUCUCAGUGAAGAAGCCGAACUCAAGACAGAAUUUGAAGUUGUUAAAAGGGUUCGAUUCCGGUUCUCUGGCCUCUGAUCUAAUGUCGUGCAUAGAUUAGCAAUGGCUUCCCACGCGAUUUGAGGGAAAAGCGAAAAAUUAAAAAAGAAUAUACAAUAAAUACGAUUACCAUCCUAUUUAAACCAAAAACAAGAGACCGUCGUUACUAAACGUCCUAAGAAAAUUUAUGCAAAUCUUAUACCGAUUAUUUAUUUUAAUUUUAUAAUUAAAGAAAAUUAAUUGAUAAAGUGGUAUAUUGAAACUUUAGAACAUCACAAUAUAUUGAUGUGAAUAUUAGGAAUAAUGUAUUUCUGUCGACCUAAAACUUAUUUUUAAAAUUACUUCUGUAUCUAUUUCUGUAUGCAUAGUGAUUAGUGAUGACUAUAUCACUCGAUUAUAUCAGUUUUAUAGAUAACUGUAAUUAUAUUUUAUUGUACGAGUGUUUCAAAUUCUGUAGAAUAUUUUCUAUAGAAACCAAAGGAAUUAUAGUUAAUUUUUUUAUUAAAAAUUAUAUUGAUGCACAAUUGUUCAGGUCUCAAAAAUAAUUAUUCAGAUGUUAAUAAAUGUAAUAGGUAUUUUGAUAAAUGUUAGUAUUAAAUAUUUAUUACGGUACUAAUAACUAAAUAGAUUUUUAAAACAGAUAAACCAAAGUUAAUUUACCAUAAUAUAACUUUUGAUCUGUUUUGUAUACAGAACAUAACCAAAGCGUUUUUGAUUCUGUAGAUGGAAUAGUUUAUAGGUAAAAAUAUAUAUAUUUGUUAAUAAUAUAAGUAAAAAAGAUCUAUCGUUAUAUAUUUUAGAUUUCUUUUACUAUUACCAAUUUUUUUUUAAUUUUCCUACUUCACCAGUGGAUAAUUAUUGCAACUGUAUUUUUAGAUUUAAAAUACAUAAUAUUUAGAUUACAGUUACGUAGUCACAACCCCAUAAUAUAUGUAACUAAUUUUUAUAUAAAUGUACUUAAGUGUAUGUCUAAAUAUUGUCUAUGUACCUAAAAAUAUAUCUAAAAAAAUGUUUUGUAGUCUGUUUACAACGUUAAUAUAUCCUUUAGCAUGAGUGUACUUGUUCUCUGAAGUCUUGGAUUACUAUUACGAUGAUAUUUGUACAAGUAUUUACAUAAAUGUGUUAAAAUAUACACCACUGUAGUCAAAAUCUAUCUCUAUUAGAUGUUUGAUGUAGAAAUUGUUGAGAAACUAAAAAAUAAAUUUAUUCAAAUUUAA